Messenger RNA from Cololabis saira (Pacific saury), 2106 nucleotides. It is a transcript of the gene nt5c2l1, whose product is annotated as 5'-nucleotidase, cytosolic II, like 1. The record is from RefSeq and is a predicted model, not a curated record. NCBI's taxonomy places the organism in Eukaryota, Metazoa, Chordata, Actinopteri, Beloniformes, Belonidae. The transcript has 17 exons. Bases 301 to 1662 code for a protein of 453 amino acids. Gene Ontology annotation, molecular function: 5'-nucleotidase activity.
AACCGGCAGAAGGGUCCACACGUCAUCAGAGAAAACACUCGAGGCCUCGCCCACAGCAUUUUAAUGAAGACGUCAACUUCUAGUCCGAUGAGUGACGGGCAUCAGUGUUGACCUCAGCCUUCACAGCUGGAAAUCUGCGGACUUCCUUUGAGGACGAGAUGGACGUUCUUCCAAGCUUCUCCCAUGAGGAGUCGAAGGUGAAGACAGACUUUGACAAAAACCGUGUUCUUGUCUUUGGAUCACAGGGUGUUUGCCAACAGAAGUCUGACCCUUGAAAACAUCAAGUGCUAUGGCUUCGACAUGGACUACACGCUGGCAAUGUACAAGUCUCCUGAUUAUGAGAGCAUGGGCUUCGAGCUGAUAAGAGACAGAAUGGUGUCUGUUGGUUACCCUCACGAGCUUUUACGCUACACAUACGACCCCAGCUUCCCCACAAGAGGUUUAGUGGUUGACACCAAAUAUGGAAACCUCCUGAAGGUGGAUUCCAACGGCAACGUCUUAGUCUGCAGUCAUGGCUUCCGUUUCCUCAAAGGGGAAGAUAUUCACAACUACUACCCCAACAAGUUCAUCCAAAGAGAUGAUACUGAGCGCUUUUACAUUCUCAACACUCUCUUCAACCUUUCAGAGACUUAUGUCUACGCCUGCCUGGUGGAUUUCUUCAUCAGAUGCAGCAGAUACACAAACCUCUUGAAAGGUUUCCAACACGGUGACUUGUUCAUGUCCUUCAGGAGCAUGUUCCAGGAUGUUCGCGAUGCGAUGGACUUUAUUCAUGAUACAGGAAACCUGAAAGAGCAAACCAUCAAGAAUUUGGACAAAUAUAUUGUCAAAGAUCCAAAUAUCCCUGUGUUGUUGACAAGACUUAAAAAAAUGGCAAAGGUUUUCCUGGCCACCAACAGUGAUUACAACUACACCGAGGCCAUAAUGACAUACCUUCUUGAAAAUAAUGUUAAGUUUGGAAGCCCAAGGCAGCCCUGGCAGUCUUACUUUGACCUUAUCGUCGUGGACACCAAGAAGCCACAGUUCUUUGCAGAUGGGACUGUGUUGAGACAAGUGGACACGAACACAGGAAAACUGCGCAUUGGGACAUACACCGGUGACCUGCAGCAUGGAACAGUUUACUCUGGAGGAUCCUCGGACGUUGUCUCUGAUCUGUUGGAUGUCAAAGGUAAGGAGAUCCUGUACAUUGGAGACCACAUCUUCGGUGACAUCCUCAAAUCUAAGAAGCGUCAGGGCUGGAAGACCUUUUUGGUCGUACCGGAGCUCACCAAGGAGCUGCAAGUGUGGGAGGAAAAGAAAAAUCUGUUUGAAGAGCUGAAACGACUCGACGUCUUCCUCGCUAAACUUUACAGGCACCUGGACAGUGGCAGUGAAGAGUCUCCUGACAUCAGUGCCAUUCAGACAAGAAUGAGGGUACUGACCCACAGAAUGGACAUGUCCUAUGGCCAGAUGGGCAGCCUCCUGCGCAGUGGCGCCACUCAGACCCUUUUUGCCAGCCAGCUGAUUCGCUACGCAGAUCUGUACUCUUCAACUUGCAUCAACCUGCUGAACUACCCCAUCAAUUACCUCUUCAUGGCUCCUCCAGUCCUGAUGCCCCACGAGGCGGCUUCUCAAAACUCUGCCGAAGUUGCUUCAACAGAGCAGAACUUUGCCACGAUUAAAUAAGACUGAGGAUUGCCUUUGAUGAAAUAACAUUUACUAUACUUUUGGAGUAAAUUACCUUUUUCCCUCUCUUGAUUUGCUGAAGAUUAACAAUAGAGAAGACACAGAAGGAGGUUUGAUGAUCUUCUUCAUGUCAUGGACAGUUAUGCACAAAUGAAAGAUUUCUUCCUGUCAUGACGUGCAUCUUUAACAAUACUGAUGACUCUAUAUGCUGGAUUGUUACGCUAUUCAAGGUUUAUCACAUAAAACAUGGUGACAUGCCUUUGGGUUUAAACAAAAACAGGCUCAGGGUUAAUGUAAAUAGAGUGUGAUAAAGAAUAGUUGUGCAAAUGUAUUAUCUAAUCUAAUGUUUGUGUAAUGGUUGUUAAGAAGAAAUAUCAUCUACUGUGUGGCUUCUGUUAAAUUAUUACAAUAAAAACAGACCCAUUCCAGUUGUUUCCACUAAAA